Trichoderma virens Gv29-8 is the source of this 1626-nucleotide messenger RNA. RefSeq lists its product as uncharacterized. The coding region runs from base 1 to 1626 and encodes 541 amino acids. Lineage: Eukaryota; Fungi; Ascomycota; Sordariomycetes; Hypocreales; Hypocreaceae. The record is from RefSeq and is a predicted model, not a curated record. The transcript has a single exon.
AUGGCUCCUCGUCGCACCGCACAAGCUCCAGUGCCCGCACCCACUAGCAACAGACCACUGCGGGUAAACAAGAAGAAAAGAAAAAAGUCCAAGGCUCGCAAGGCAUUCGAAAGGGCCGACAGAGAGGAGCGACGAAGGCAGAUACAAGCUGACUAUGCCCGCCUCCCAAACGGUGAAGAACUUGAGCAACCCGAGGCAGCAGAUUUCAUGGGCAGAUCGAGACUUCCAAACCUCAAAUACUAUCGGGCCAUCCAAAAGGAGCGAAAUGAGCUGAGAGCGGCCGAUGAACAAGCGUUGCCUGAAUCGCUGAAGGCUCGUAGGCCUGGGGUCCCCGACCCUUAUGACGAUGCAAAAAUACGUCGGCGUUAUUGGAUGAGUGAAGACGACGAGGGCGACGAGGAAGACGAGGAGAAGGAGGGUGAAAAGCCUUACGAACCAUUCAGGCCACGAAGGAAGCGCAUGCAUAAGAAUACCACUGUACCACCUAGAAGACCACCUUUGUCUCAAGAAAUCAUCCUCCCCGAGGAUGAGCCAGAAGAUGAGCUUCCUCUGCUUCCAGACCUCAGAGCAACACCCACCUUUAUGGGCCUUCCGAGAGAGGUUAGAAUGGAGAUUUAUCGCUAUCUACUCACCGUCAAAAGACCAAUUGCCGUUCACGGUGGCUGGCAGCAAGUUUACUGGACCAAGGACCUGCAGCUCUCAACCAAAAUCCUCAGAGUAUGCAAAAGGGUGCACGAAGAGGCAAGCACGAUGCUCUACGGAUCAAAUACCUUUUUGUACCGCCUCCGUGAUGCCACUACCAACGUGUGGAAUAUUGAGAAUCUAGAGAUGGAGGAUUCGCUGUUUCUCGUGGAUGAAGAAGAGAGCUCUUCGGAAUAUGAGGAAGAUCUUGAACGAGAUGAUGAAGACGAAGAAGACGAAGAAGACGACCCGAAGGAGAGCACCAUAAAUAUUGACAAGUACGGCCAUCUAUUUCGGAAUAUUACGAUCGAAGCCGAGGCAAACAGGUACUCAACGUCGACUCAAGACAGCAUGGUUGCUGCUCUGAAUGUGUUCCGCAAGCCGGACGACGGCGCCCCAGACGAGGACGCACCCUAUGUGAAACCUCGUAACAUCCAUACGCUGACUGUUCGAAUCAUGCCGACCUGGGACCGGCAAAACGAUCAACUUGAACAGGGACGCUUCACGUUUGUGGACUUCUUCAUCGCCGGCGGCCCUGUGAUUAACGCUAUCAAAGCCGUUGACUGCCAGAUGCUCUACGUCGAGCUCCAGACUCGACACUCGAGCAGGCGGUCUGCUCACGUCACCGUGAGCGGCACGGGCUCAUGCCGCCUCGCAAUCAACAGGCGCCACGAACAGGCCUUGGCCUAUUUCAGAAAGAACCCGUCGGCCGGUAUGGGCGACAAGGCGUUGCGGAUGCGCACGGUGGAGAUGGCGAGGAGGAGCAUGGAGGCGAUUGAUACCCUGGCUACGCACAUCCAGGAGCAGUGCAACCAGAGAGAUUUUGGCCAGGAGACUGCCAUGAAUACGGAUAUCAAUUCCCUUGACUGGCUUGAUCUUGAUGAGGAGGAUGAGGACAUUGAUGAAGAGGAUGAGGAUUUCGAUGAAGAAGAUGAUGAUAUUUGA